UGAAGCUGACGUCACAGUGAGAAAAAAGAGAUGACAAACAAAGCAAAUUGGUGGUAAUGCAUGCUUUAAAUUCGUUCAUUUACAGGUCCCACAAAGUGAAUUGGAUUUGGAAGCAGUGAAGAGCAUCCUGUCAGAGUACAAAAUUCAUAACGCCGAUAUCACCCUCAGGUAUGAUGCAACAUCAGAAGAUCUUAUUGAUGUGAUUGAGGGUAAUCGAGUGUAUAUCCCUUGUAUUUACGUUCUGAAUAAGGGGUUUCUGCUAUUUCUCGAUAAAGGUGCAGAAGCCUUAUUGCAUCAGAAGAUCACCUAUACUCAGAAAAGUUUUGAAAUGUCAAAAAUUGAUCAAAUAUCGAUCGAAGAGCUGGAUAUAAUCUACCGUAUCCCGCAUUGCGUGCCAAUAUCUGCUCAUCAUAAAUGGAAUUUUGAUGACUUACUCGAAAAAAUGUGGCAAUACUUGAAUUUGAUUCGAAUUUACACCAAGCCUCGAGGUCAAUUGCCUGAUUAUUCGGCGCCUAUAGUUCUGAAUGCCGAGAAGAACACCGUGGAUGAUUUGUGCUUGAAAAUUCACAAAUCAUUGCAGAAAGAUUUCAAAGCAGCAUUGGUUUGGGGUGCAUCGGCGAAACACAAUCCACAACGGGUCGGUAAAGAGCAUGUGCUCUUUGAUGAAGAUGUGGUGCAAAUUCUUAAGAGAGCAUUGGUUUGGGGUGCAUCGGCAAAACAUAAUCCACAACGGGUCGGCAAAGAGCAUGUGCUUUUUGAUGAAGAUGUGGUGCAAAUUCUUAAGAGGUACGUUUCGAUAGCUAGUUAUCACACAAUGCCCUUGAUAAUUGAAUUUCUCCAGAAUUUAAUGGCGAAAAUCAUGACAACAUGCUGA
Cylicostephanus goldi is the source of this 874-nucleotide messenger RNA. Lineage: Eukaryota; Metazoa; Nematoda; Chromadorea; Rhabditida; Strongylidae. The record is from the annotation of a GenBank genome assembly.